Periophthalmus magnuspinnatus is the source of this 5112-nucleotide messenger RNA. RefSeq names its product erythrocyte membrane protein band 4.1 like 2 (gene epb41l2). Gene Ontology annotation, biological process: cortical actin cytoskeleton organization. The transcript has 24 exons. NCBI's taxonomy places the organism in Eukaryota, Metazoa, Chordata, Actinopteri, Gobiiformes, Gobiidae. Gene Ontology annotation, molecular function: structural molecule activity; actin binding. Bases 210 to 3236 code for a protein of 1008 amino acids. Gene Ontology annotation, cellular component: plasma membrane; cytoskeleton. The record is from RefSeq and is a predicted model, not a curated record.
GUAGUGGGCGGGACAUGCAGAUGAUGGGCACGUAGAGUUUGAUCUAGGGCCAGAUUUUCAGUGUGGAUUGUAGUAGAGAUUUUUGGAGGCUGUGGCAGUGGGACCAGCGUUAUUUAGAGGUGAACCGCGUGUGAGGCUAUCUUCGAUUAAAAAAAAAAAAAAAAAACGCUCACAAACUGUUGGAUAUCACAUAAGGUUGACGUGUCGCCAUGACAACAGAAGCGGGCACUGAGACGGAGGUGAAGGAGAAAGCGGAGGAGUCAGCAGCUCAGCCCGACCAGCUCGACCAAUCAGAGAAGGCGCCCGAAGAGACCAAGGAAGUAGUCGCCGCUGAGGGAGACAAGAAGGAGAAGGAGGGCAAAGGGAUAUCCCGGUACCUGCCGACAUGGCUCAAGAAGCAGAAGUCCCAAAACCUGACCUCACCCACUAAGGACGUCCCGAUAUCAGAGGAGUCUGUUGGCAACGAGACAGAGCCGAAGGAGGGGGCACCCCCAGAAGUGAACGGACACGCCGAAGAGGAGGAACAGGAGAAGGAGGAAAAGAAAGAGACAGAGAAUUUAGAGCAAGUGAAUGAAAGGGAGGCAGAACCGAAAGCUGAUGUCAAGGAGGAGACUGAGCCUGUGAGGGAAGAGAAAGUAGAGGAGGAGAAGAGUGAAGACAAGAGUGCAGAGGACGAGACGAAGGCUGUCCCAGAAGAAGAGAAGACGGAGGAAGAGCAGAAGGGGCUAGGAAAGGAAACAUCUCAGGCUCCUGCUGAAGGGGAGAAAGAGACCCAGACCUCGCUUUUCCAGUCCCCACUCAAACUGGUGAGGAAGAACAAGAUGAAGCUGGUGGUGUGUCAUGUGACCCUCCUGGAUGGGACAGACUAUACCUGCGAAGUGGAGAAACGAGUGAAAGGCCAAUACUUAUUCUUCAAAGUUUGUGAGCAUCUCAACCUGAUGGAAAAGGAUUACUUCGGUCUCACAUAUAAAGACAACCAUGACCAUAAGUGUUGGUUGGAUCCCACUAAAGAAAUCAAGCGACAGAUCCGCAGCAACAACUGGCAGUUUUCAUUCAAUGUGAAGUUUUACCCUCCUGAUCCCUCACUGCUCACAGAAGAUCUUACAAGGUACCUGUUGUGUCUUCAGCUUCGUGAGGAUGUGGCCUCUGGUAAACUGCCCUGCUCCUUUGUCACGCACGCUCUGCUGGGGUCCUACACACUCCAAGCUGAACUCGGAGACUAUGAGCCCGACCAGCCGAAGCCCCUCGACUACAUGAGUCAGCUGACGUUUGCACCCAAUCAGAACAAAGAAAUGGAGGAGAAGAUUCUUGAGCUCCACAAGUCUCACAGGGGUAUGACACCUGCUCAGGCAGAUGUCCAAUUUCUAGAAAACGCCAAGAAGUUAUCCAUGUACGGCGUGGACCUGCACCAUGCUAAGGACUCUGAGGGUGUUGACAUCAUGUUAGGAGUGUGUGCUAAUGGACUCCUGGUUUACAAAGACAAACUCAGAAUAAACCGAUUUGCAUGGCCCAAAAUACUGAAGAUUUCAUACAAGAGGAACAACUUCUACAUCAAGAUUAGACCAGGAGAGGCAGAACAGUUUGAGAGCACGGUGGGCUUUAAGCUGCAGAACCAUCGGUUGGCCAAACGACUGUGGAAAGUCUGUGUGGAGAAUCACAGCUUCUUCAGAUUAAAUACACCAGAACCUCCAAACAAGGCACGGUUCUUGACUCUGGGUUCAAAAUUCCGAUACAGCGGCCGGACCCAAGCUCAGACCAGAGUGGCCAGUUCCCUCAUAGACCGACCCGCACCCAACUUUGAACGCACCUCGUCAAAACGCAUCAGUCGCAGUCUCGAUGGAGCACCAAUGAUAAGCAUCACCGACACCAGUGCAGGAGAGAACGGCCGUGAGCCUCACCUAGAGCUUAACUCUGACUCCAAGGUGGAUUUGAGUCCUGGUGAAGCUAAGACUGCCACCACACAGCAGUCACUUGGAGCCAGUGAAGCUGCUCCUUCUCAGGACCAUGAUAAGACCCAGGAUGAGGUUCUGAAACACCAAGCUAGCAUUAGCCAGCUCAAGCGCUCCUUUAUGGAGGCCCCGCCCCCCUCUCCUCCUCAGCCCAACCUGUGGGAGAAACGCCUCACCUCCUCUCCUGCAACGAUACGCGUUCAGCCUCAGCCCGUGGUCAUCGUGUCUCAACUAGAAACAUCCCCGGUUGAAAUCGUGACCUCUGAACCCAAAGAACUUGUGAAGACUGCUGAAGUUGAAAUUGAAGAAACAGUUGUUGUCCAAGAAGUUUCCAAAGCAACCAAACCCAUGAUUGUAACGGUUGAAAAAGUGCCGAGCGAGCCAGUGGUGAAGAUAGAAGAGGCAAUGACAGUAUCAGAGGAGGAGAAACCGUGUAAACAAGAAAGUGUGUCAUCUGAAAGCGAAAGUGAGGAAGAGGCAGAGUACCACCCGAAUGUUACAGUUUCUAUAUCCCACACCCAAAUACCAGAGGAGAAAGAGGAAGAGAUAGAGGAGGAGCAAGUAAAAAAUGACACUUCAACUGACUCGCCUCCUGUUGCCCAAGACGCGCCCCCAACUGAGGCACAACAAGUAGUGGAAGAGACCAAAGAAGUAGCCCAGCCCAAAGAAGAAGCAACAGUUGUAGAAGAGAAACCAAUUGCAGAGCCUGAGAUUGAGGAAAGCACAGAUGACCCGAUGGUGACCCCUGAGGAAGCCCCCAACGGCCUCCCAUUGGCUGACGAAGAUGCUACACUAGAAGAAGAGCCCAAAAUGAAUGGCCAACCUGUGACAGUGGAGACAGAGCGCCACCCGCAGGUUAUUUGUUGCACUGAGCCUCCGGUGGUAAAGACGGAGAUGGUGACUAUUUCAGACACGUUUGCAGCGCAGAAAACUGAAAUAGCCACAAAAGAGGUGCCCAUCGUUCACACGGAAACCAAGACCAUCACAUAUGAAGCCGCACAGUUGGAAGGGAAUGGCGAUGCUGAACCCGGAGUGUUGAUGACUGCUCAGACAAUCACCUCUGAAUCGCUAUGUACCACGACAACCACACACAUUACCAAGACUCUGAAGGGUGGACUCUCAGAAACCAGGAUUGAGAAGCGCAUUGUCAUCACCGGGGACUGCGACAUCGACCAUGAUGAGGCACUAGCCCAGGCCAUAAAGGAGGCCAAAGAGCAGCAUCCUGACAUGUCUGUAACCCGAGUGGUGGUUCAUAAAGAGACUGAAUUGGCUGAGGAGGAGGAUUGACUGACACAGAGUGGAAGUGGCCAUGUUGACCUUUGACCCACAACCACUUUGAGAAACCUUGACUGAGAUGGAGAGGACACAUCGAAACCUCUGAUUUUCAAAACAAAGAAAAUUUAUAUCCUCGCUCUCUCCGAGGGAACAAAAGAACCACUUUGUUAGCUUAACAUUUGUAGCAUGUUUUUAUUUUUUUAAUAGUGAGUUCUCUUUAACUGUUUAUUUUACAAAGAAAGAAGUUAGUGUGUCUUAUAUGUCACAGAAUGAAAAUCUUUAGGGAUGCACUGAUAAUCAAAGCGGAGAGUAGAUACGAGGCUAACCUGGUAAAUUAUUGUACUUUUUGUCAGUACUACAACAUGGGACCUUUCUGAUGUAAGCUUGUUUGAGGACUGUUCAUUGCCCUUUGUCACUACAUAAUGUAAAUACAGAAUGUGUUUACCAAGAGUGGUUACAUCUAACAGUUCACAACUUUCAAUAGGACACCUUUUUCUACUGUUGUUUUUGUUUUUCUAUAAAAUAGUUUUGCAACCUCAUUCCUAAUGUAACAAGAGGCUACAGUUAUUUUACAGGUUCUUUUUAGAAUUGACUUUUGAUAUUUGGAAAAUGUAUCCUAAUAAAAAAUAAACAUGGGUUUUAAAAAAGUUCACAUUUUUCAAAACAUUUUCAGACAAAAAAGUGGGAGAUGGACUCGCCUGGGAGAGUUGAGUUGUAAACUUUAUACUUGGGAGAUGAAAUGGGAGAUGGGUCAUGUAACUUCAUGUAUUUGAAUUCAGAUGGCAUAAAAAAGCACUUAGUCCCCUGCUUUAUCACAGUGAUGAACGUAACCUGCUUUCACAACACUUAUAGGAUGCAGUUGUUUCAAAGGCUUUUAAAAGGUACUGUCUUGAUAUGUUUAGUUGUUGGCCUCCAUGACUUCUCCAAAACAGUUUUGUUAUAACUGGUUAAGAAAAAAACAAUCUCAUCACAGCCUGUAGUUUUACAUUUUUAAACUGACUUAACAUUGAAAACAAUCACAGGCUGAAUGGACACAGUGCCAUGUGAAGGGACGUUAAUCAGAUGUUUUUGCUGGUCACAAUACUCAAAGCAGUUCGCAAAAUGCCACAAUGAAAUGCAACAACUUUGACUGGACCUUACCACUGUUGACUCAAAAUGUGGACUAAAUGAUUUUAUUUAUAGCAUUCAUUGUAAUUAUUCAGGCUUUUACUGGGCACCUUGGCUUUGCUGUUACUAUGCAGUUAAUGACAUUCCACACAAGCUUUAACCUCUAGUUACAAAGAGGCAAAUCAGUAGAAAAUCAAUUUAAGAAGUUGAUGUCAGGCAGCUGUGGAGGCUUGUGCUUUUCCAAAAAUGUUUUGGUUUAAUUUCACAUGUUCAUUUGUCUUCUGUAAAGCUGUUCUUGGCCGACUGCUAGGCCAUGAUUUCAAUGUUGUCAAAUGUUUGAAAAAACAUCCCAAGUUCCAACCAUUGUAUUUCCUUUUCCAUGACAUUGUCUGUUAUUGGGCUUGUGCCUAGCCAUUGUAGUCUGAUCACAGGAGCUUUGGGGCGUAUGGUUCUGGUUUUCUAAAAUGAAUACAUAUUUGGAUUUUUAAAAAAUGUGUGCUUAAAUGAAAACGUAUAAAAAUGUCCACAUGUUUUAAUAAAACCGCAUAUUGAAUAGACAUACAGUGACACCAAAUGUUUCUCAAUUUAUUAAUACACAAUAUGUAGAAUAUAUUCUUAAAUGCAAUUGUAAAACCAGCCAUGUGCCCCAUAGUUUUCCUUUUAGCCAUUGGAUAAUUGCAGUAGAUCUUUUUCUAGCAGCUUCAGUGUCUUGUGUCUCCUCACACAAAUCCACAGAUUCCUUGUGUUACACUGUUUAAUAAUAAAGCAUUGUUAUAUUUUA